This is a messenger RNA of Sphaeroforma arctica JP610, 882 nucleotides long. RefSeq lists its product as hypothetical. The record is from RefSeq and is a predicted model, not a curated record. NCBI's taxonomy places the organism in Eukaryota, Ichthyosporea, Ichthyophonida. The transcript has a single exon. The annotation marks the transcript as partial.
CCGAAGCACAAAUACUUUUGCUACACACGCACAACCGAUUCAUCCACAGAUACUAUUUCUCUCAAGGUGCACCUCCACCAGACACUGCGUUCACUCGGACAUCGAUAUUUUAGCUGCAACAUUCUGUCCACAGUAGAUACGUAUGAGAUUGUCGAUAUCGAAACCUCCAACACACAACGUACUCAAUUCUGGGCAGAGUUGCAAUAUCAGUCUGUCGCGGGUAUCCCACAACAGCUGGUAACACCACUGACAUCACACUCGUUACGCAGAGGUUUUAUGGCUAGCGCCUUGGCAAUUAGCAUGUCGCACCGCAUUAUCAGUGCCAUUCUGGGUAUUAAACAAGGAUCUGUGAAAUCCUACGUCAGGGCAUUAAUCCCUAGUCUACACGACAGCUUCUUCAACGGAGACAGAUCUAGUGGUGGCUGGACGUGCAACAACAUAAACGCAAGUCAUCUGUUUCCUGUAAUGACAUCGAUUUCUGUCAUUCCAGUCACAUGACUCCUCUGAACUUUUCUACCUCAAGAGUACAAAAGGGAAGAACAUACAAUACUUCGUCUCAUCUGUGCUCCUCACAUCCCACCCUUGCCAUGUCCUGUUUUCAUCAAUUCACCUCACAAAGGCAUGUAUCAGCAGCAGUCGUCACUAUUCGGCGUGGGUCGGUAGACCAGACAGACUUCGCUCGUACUUGCACACGACACUACGUCUACUCAAUGUAUAUAGAACCAAUACUCACUCCCAGCAAUGCAAAUAGCAUUCUGCACAAUAAUCAUUAAUCCUGGAUGUAUAGAUACAAACAUAGAGUAGUUGGCGGUGCCAAGUGUGGAUCCGUAGUCACAUUGUCGUAUCGAAAUGUCUAGUAAAAACAUAAAAAACAAACAAAAC